GAAAGGCGCUUCGUUCUAUUUGAAGGUCAAUACCUAUGCUUCGUGUUGUACGCGCUGUGAGCGCGUUACAGAAGACCCUUCCGAUUACUUUUAGAAACUUAUCAACCAAUAAUAAUGUCUUAGACCUAUCAAAAAUCCGUAAUAUUGGCAUAUCUGCUCACAUUGACAGCGGGAAGACUACACUUUCCGAAAGAAUUCUUUUCUACACCAAAAGAAUAAAGGAGAUGCAUGAAGUUAGAGGCAAAGAUGGAGUUGGUGCUGUGAUGGAUUCAAUGGAACUAGAGAGACUACGUGGAAUAACGAUUCAGUCUGCCUCAACCUUUACAAUGUGGAAAGAUUGCACUAUCAAUCUCAUUGAUACACCCGGCCACGUAGAUUUUACAGUCGAAGUUGAAAGAGCUCUUCGAGUACUUGAUGGUGCAGUUCUAGUAUUAUGUGCUGUCGGUGGAGUUCAAUGUCAAACAAUCACAGUGACUAGACAAAUGGAUCGUUAUAAUAUACCUCGAAUCGCAUUUAUUAACAAACUUGAUCGCCAAGGUGCAGAUCAUGUUCGAGUUCUUAAUCAAAUAAGAUCAAAGCUUAACUUCAACUCAGCUUUUAUCAAUAUACCCCUAUGUGAAGAGCCAAAAAAUACAGGAAUAAUUGAUUUAAUUAGUGAGACAGCUGUUUAUUUUGAUGAACCAUUUGGUUUAACUGUAAGACAAGAUGCUAUCCCAUCAUCCAUGUUAGCGGAAACUAAAGAACGUCGUGCUGAGUUUAUUGAAUGUCUGGCUAAUGCUGAUGACGAGAUUGGAGAAGCAUUUUUAAAUGAAAAACCAUUAACUCAAGCUGAAUUAAAAGCUGGUUUACAUAGAGCUACAAUUGCAAGACGAUUUGUUCCAGUUUUAGUUGGUUCAGCAUUACGUAACCGUGGUGUACAGCUUUUACUCGAUGCCAUUGUGGAUUAUUUGCCUAACCCUGGAGAAGUAAUAUAUUAUGCUUUGAAUGAAAGUUCUGGUGAAACUAGAAAGGUACCACUAAAACCUGAACGAACCAGUGAUAAUCCAUUCCUGGGACUGGCUUUCAAACUGGAAGCUAGUAAAUUUGGUCAGUUAACUUAUAUGCGUAUCUACCAAGGUUGUUUACGUCGUGGUGAUUCAGUAAGAAAUUCUCGUACAGGUCGUCGUAUUCGAGUAUCUCGACUUGGUCGAUUAAAUGUUACAGAAUUAGAAGAUUUAGAAGCUGUUUAUGCAGGAGAUAUUGCUGCAUUUUUUGGUGUUGAUUGUGCAUCUGGUGAUACAAUGGUUGAUGUAAAUAUGAAAGAACCAUUAGCUAUGGAAUCAAUGUUCAUCCCAGAACCAGUUGUAUCAAUGUCAAUUAAACCGACAAAUAGAUCAACUGUUGAAUUAUUUAGUAGAGGUUUAUCACGAUUUACACGUGAAGAUCCAACGUUUAUUCUUUCACAAGAUUCUGAUACUGGUGAAUCAAUAGUGUCUGGUAUGGGAGAAUUACACUUGGAAAUUUAUGCUCAACGUUUAGCACGAGAGUAUAAUGCACCAUGUAUAUUAGGUAAACCUCGUGUUGCAUUUCGUGAAACAUUAAGUGAACCAUUCACAUUUGAUUAUCUUCAUAAACGACAAUCUGGUGGCGCUGGUCAAUAUGGUCGAGUAAUUGGUAUACUUGAACCUUUACCACCUGAUUCUUAUACAAAAUUAAUUUUUUCCGAUGAAACAGUUGGUACAAAUGUACCUAAAAAUUUUGUUCCAGCUAUUGAAACUGGUUUUCGUAAUUCUUGUCAAAUUGGUCAAUUAGCUGGACAAAAAAUUACUGGUGUACGAUUUCGUUUACAAGAUGGUGAUAAUCAUUGUGUAGAUAGUAGUGAUUGGGCUUUUCAACAAGCAGCUGAAGGUGCUAUGAAACAAGCUAUGGAUGAAGGUUCUUGGUUAUUAUUAGAACCGAUUAUGUAUGUGGAAGUAUCUGGACCAGCAGAAUAUCAAGGUGUAUUAAUUGCUACUGUAACACGACGUAAUGGUCUUAUUGUCAGUACGGAAGUUAGUGAAUCAUAUGCUUUGGUUAAUGCAGAAGUACCAUUAAAUGAUAUGUUUGGCUUUUCUGGUGAGUUACGCAGUAUCACUGAGGGUAAAGGUGAAUUUACAAUGGAGUAUCUAAAGUAUUGUCCGACUCGACAAGCAACUAGUGAUGCAUUAAUACAAGAGUAUGAAUCAGCUGAAGAGGCGAAAUUAAUUGCUAGCGGUAAAGGUGGAGCAAUUACUAGAAGAAAGAAGAAGUAAUUGACUACCAACUGUUAUUGGAGGGACUAAGAAAAGCAAGUUAUUUAGUCGCUAUUUAUCAUUCUUAAAUCAAGUCCGCUACAUUAGUCGAAAUUUUAAUAUAAGAAAAUGUGAUUGAUUAGUAUCAUGCUAACAAUAAUCCUUGAAUGUUGUUACGGGCUUAUCACAUACGUGUUAACUGUUUAAUAAGGCUAUCGGGUUAUAACGAAGCAGUUUUCAAAUCCUUGCUGAUGAUAUCCAAUGAUGCUCUUCAACUGACAUGUGUUUGUGACGACAAUUAUCUUUGAGUUAGUAUUUGUUGAAAGGGGAGGGAAUGUUAAGUCCCCAGGAAAUCGCUUACUUAAUUAUUAUUCUUUGAACGUAAACCUAUUUUGCCGCCGAAACCUCCAAUUGUGCUUAAGGAUGCUGUUUUUUUAUUGGUCCGUGUCAUUUACUCUACUAAGUUCUUACUCUAUUUCCAAGUUCACUGUACACGUGCUCAUGCCUGUAUGAUGUUUACUUAGAUCAGUAUGCUUUGCUCUCUACCAAGUAAAUCUUCAUUGUAAGGUCGGAGAGUUCGGAGUUAAAAGAAACAGGGUGGUUUUGCAUGCAAUAAUCAAAACUACACCAAAAGUUUUUGCCUUUGGUUCACAGGAAAUCAUUCAGAAUAAAUGCAGCUUUAAGAAGUAACACAUAAAUGCCAUGAAAUAAUAAUAGUAACUAAGGUAGACAAAACGAUGACAAGUGAGAAAAGUGAGAUAAAACUGAAAUGGUGGUUGACAAAUUUUAUUGUAUUCAGUCUUUAGAAAAGUUUAAAAAUAACUUGACCUACUUAUAUUAGUAAGUAGUUUGGGGUAAUAUACGAAAAGAUGGUUAUUACAUAUGUAUUUAAAUCUCGCUAGUCUAAGAAGGCGGAGUUGUUUUGAAAAAUGUAUAAACUUAAGAAUGGGCCUCUAGAAAUUUCUGUGCAAAGUAUUUAAAGCUGUUAUCGGGUAAAUCUAGUGGCCUUCAAUUACACCUAAAUCCCUUAGUACGACCGAGGAUUUGGAAAGUCCACUUCCCCUCGCGGAAUGCUCUCACGUGGCUACGCCUAUAUAGCUACUGCCAGGGAAGUCCGACUCACUGCCUUUUAGCGGUGGCAGCUUGUUUUGCGAAAUUAAAGGGACAAAGAGCGAGUGUCCAACGCUUUCACACGGUUGGUGAACAAGAAGAGACCACUUAGGGGAGUUGGAAAACCCUGAUUUCAAACCAGUUGUGCACAUAGGCUUUAGGAUCCUGAAGGAGCAAAUAUACCUAUUGUCUGUCGCCCGCUACCUUGGGACUGUCUAGAAGUUUAUAUUCUGUAAUAAAACUUUGUAUAGUCACUAAUUGUUAAAUCUUAUUGAAGCUCCUCACUACACAAUUAAAUGAUGCUUGAAAUCUGUUGAUCAAAGAUCGACAAAUACUGUAUUGUUAUCAUGAAAAUAUACAGUGUCAGUCAUGUUUUUACACUCAAAGAAAGAUCCCUCCUGGGAUGUAUAUACAAAGUGAUUUACAAUAAGAUCGGAUAAGCGAAUGAAUAAAUAUUUGGCGAAUACUCCAAAAUCGGAAGUGACUGUUGAAAGUAUUAAGGAGGUGAGAUUACAAUUAUAAACAAAUUAAGUGCCAUUACAAUUGAUUGAUCACUGGGUGGUGAUCAAUUCCAUGCGUAUCAAGUCCUUCUUAGUACUGAUCGAAUGCUAUCGAUCAAGUUUCAAUGUGGCCACUAGUGUAGGUGGCUCGACACUGCGUGCACUAUGUUGAGAUAAGAUGGUGAUUGAAGGUGGUCAACAGGAAACCCUGGACUCGGGUUUCGUGCUACUUGGCACUCUUCAGCAAGGUGUACCUGCAAUCUUGAGGGAAUUGUUGCUCCCUGACGGAUUCGAUACCGUGUCACUCAACUUCACAAUCAGUACCAUUAAUUUAUGUGAAUUCUUAGGAAUGUUAUAUAUUUAUAAGAUAAACAUAUGCUGUACGCCCUUUCUUUUUAAUCGAAACUGAUUACUGAACAUUAGUAAGUAGUAUAAUACAGUAUAUAAAAUAUUCGGAAAAUAAGGGGAUAUACAUAGAACGCAAACCAACUUGACAGUAUUUUGCUUGUUAUUCUGAUUAUUAUAAACUAAUAAGUGGCAUACUUCUUUUAUUUCCCCUUUUCUUUACAUGUCUUCUCUUCAUUAUAUAGGAAUUGAUUUAAGAAGUCAACAAAGAGGAAAGACUAUUCUCUUUAUGAUGAUGAAUUAUUCAUACAUAUGUCUUUCUUAACUGUACAAAGAACGCCUUUCAUAUAUAUACCAUGUAUAUUUUACAUGUCAUCUUGUCACUGUUGUUUGUAGUUUGUCUCAAUAGAUUGAUUUGAUACUAGACAUUA
Molecule: messenger RNA, 4635 nt
Organism: Schistosoma rodhaini
Lineage: Eukaryota; Metazoa; Platyhelminthes; Trematoda; Strigeidida; Schistosomatidae
Source: the annotation of a GenBank genome assembly